Stegostoma tigrinum is the source of this 2481-nucleotide messenger RNA. RefSeq lists its product as uncharacterized. Gene Ontology annotation, biological process: negative regulation of T cell proliferation; cellular response to lipopolysaccharide; immune response. NCBI's taxonomy places the organism in Eukaryota, Metazoa, Chordata, Chondrichthyes, Orectolobiformes, Stegostomatidae. The record is from RefSeq and is a predicted model, not a curated record. The coding region runs from base 1014 to 1745 and encodes 243 amino acids. Gene Ontology annotation, cellular component: external side of plasma membrane. The transcript is spliced from 6 exons.
CUGAGAAACGUUAUGUAAAACUCCAUGCUGGAUGAAGAUCAGAUUGUGUCUCAGUCAGAAACAGCCCAGAGCCGAUUCUGCGAUGAAUAGAAUGGAUGAGAAUGAGAUUUAUUGUCACUUGCACUCAAAUUCCAAAAGAACAGGAGUAGAGGGGAAAGUUAACAGCAGCUCCUCCACACGGCUCCAUACGAUGUACAAUGUACCUCGGUGCAAACCUACAUACAAGGAACCUAGAGAUAGCAGGAACUGCCGAGGCUGGAGAAUCUGAGAUAACACGCUGUGAAGCUGGAUAACACAGUAAUCCAUUUUGCUUUUGCUGUUGGAAAGGUCCGUUCAUGUGGGUCAGCGAUGUUCUCACGGUUGGGUCCAUUCGCGGUCCUUUCCCCUGCCCCACAUGUGAGACUGUAGGGGAACAGUAUGGGUCUGAACAGCAGAGGGCGCGCCAGCUCCCGGACUCUACCAUUCGCACAGAGACGGCGGGGGAGUGAGAGAUCUCGGUGCAGACUCUGUCGGAAAAGUCCGGGUCAAAGCUGCUUUUGGCCUGAAGGGAUUCGAGUGAGACACCGAUCCGAGAGGGGGGCUCCCGGGAAACUGUGAAUCCAGAGCCGGGGUGUGGGAAGGAACGGCGGAGGGGUGGGGUGAUCCGCAGACACCACCCCUCUCUCUACAAUGUGGGUCAGGUUGUGAAUUGUCACUGUUUGCAAACAACUUUCCGACCUGGCCAAAGCAAAUGAAACUGAAAGAGCGAUGACAGUGUCGAGCUGGAUAAACGCAGUGGGUGCGGUGCAUCUUAGGAGCACAAACACGUUUCAGGCCGAGACAACAGAAACUGCUUUGUGCUUUUCACCACUUUCUGAAGAACCAGGACAUUUUGCUGCGAUUUGGACGGUGGGGGCGCCUCUUGAUGACAGAUGCAAUUUAUUAGGGGAACAACACAUUUCCCAGCGAACAGGGAACCCAGCGGGACAUUGCAUCAACGGCUCCGAUAAUGGACACUCUGCGCUUCCUCUAACAUGGAGUUUUACAAAGUGUUUCUCAGCAGCUUCUCGGUCUCCUGUCGGUGUCUGGCCCUGAUCCUGAUCCCAGUCCGGGUCCCGGGAAAGGAGAUGCAGGGACAUUGCUCACAGAAACCGCUCCCCCUGCUGCUCCUGCUGAGUGCUGUUUCUGCUGUUUCAGGUGACUCGCCUGUGUCAGUUUCUGGGUUCGCUGGGGAGCAGGUUGUACUGCCCUGUAUCUACAAAGGGAAAAUCCCAGUCUCUGAUUUACUGGUCAUCUGGGGGAGACGCAAGACGGAAAUUGUACACAAGUUUGUCUAUGGAAAUGAUAAUUUGAGAGAACAAGAUACACAGUUCAUAAACAGAACAAACCUGUUCAAAGAUCAGCUGGAAAAAGGCAACUGGUCAGUUCUGAUCUCUGACCUUCAGAAGACAGACCAGGAUGAGUAUCAGUGCCAGAUUUUCUGGAACACGACUGUAGGUGUAUAUUGGGAGCAAACUGAAAUUGUUCAUCUCUCAGUAAAAGAGCGACCUCCUGCACCUGGACCGAACACACCUGUACCAGGUCCUGGAAUCUCCACUGGAGCAAGAGUUGGAUUGGGAAUCGGGAUUGUUGCUUUUUUUGUUGUUGCUGUUGGAAUCAUGGUUUACAUCAUUCAAAAAAGGAAAUGUGUUCAAAACAGACACUCCAGCAAUCAAAAUGAAGCAUCGAAUGAUGUCUCUUUGACAGAGGUGACCCUGUUCAGGUGAAGCGCAGAGCCUUGUGCCAACAGCAUCUGAGCAUCUAGAUCAAGCAGCUGGGGAACAAAAACUUUUGGGGAACGGGGCUGUCCAGCAUUAACCGAGUUUCCACUGCACUGAGCCUGGCUCAGGGAGGGGGAUCUCAGCCCAGUGCUGUGGUGAUCGAGUGAUUGCUGGUGCAAAGUCUGAGCUCAGGAGUGGAAUAAACAGUCGAUUCCUACAUUGCACAAAACCCUCUGAGCAGCACCAUCUCAGGAGGGAAACUCCCACUGGAAGUGUUAGUUCUUUCCUGAAACAACUUUAUCACUAUUUCAUCCUCAGCUUAAAAUCUCAGACUGUGUCCAAACUCACUCUCAGGAACGGACAGGACCACCUUUAACUGAGUAACUCAUUGAUUGCUACCUGAGAGGUUAAAAAUGUCUAAACUGUCAUUGAGUGUGUUGAAACAUCAGGAAGUUUCUGAAUUAAUUUUGUUCUCGGUGUGUGUAAUGCUCACAGUGCCCCAUUUGUUGUCCAUCUCAACUUGACUUAGUGCAGGCCUUAUAGUGAUGGUGCUCCCACAGUGGGGUACAUGGGAAGAGCUUUCAGAAACUGUCUCUGCUGCAUUAUCUACUGGGAAAAGCUAGGAACUACUGCAUUACCAGCAACUGUUUCAUUUCCGGAAUUCUGAUUCUCAAUGGUUGACAGAUUGCAAAUACAUCUAGCCAAAUGCAAGCACUUUAUAUUCAACAGUAAAUUAAAUAAA